CUUAGCUCGCGCGCCACACUCCUUCCUUCCGGCCCCGGUCCGGGGUGGUGGCGGGUUCCGGCCGUUUGACCCGCGCACAGGAGCCGCCAGCACCGGAAUGUCCCCUGCUGAACUGCAAGCUUUUUUUUUUAGGUCAGGCUAGCGGGCCAGUGAGCUCUGGGGAUUCACUUAUCUUCACCCCCUAAUGCUGGAUUGCAGGUGACAGCUGUUGGAGGCGGGAGCUUGGUGACCAGUUGGCCUGCUCUCCAUGGAGGACGGAGGUCCACCUGUUUUUGCUGAGGACUGGAGAUACUUGUCUGGGAGUCCUCCUGCCCAGGAAGGUCCAGCUACCCAGGCCUCCUCUGAGCUCAGCAAGUCACUCUCCAUAGCCCAUAGACACCUGAGCAGGAAGAAUGGGCUUUCUAGACUUUGCCAGAGCCGGAUGGCACUUUCUGAGGACAGGUGGAGCUCUUACUGUCUCUCAUCACUGGCUGCCCAAAACAUUUGCACAAGCAAACUGCACUGCUCUGCUGCGGCUGAGCAUGCCGACCCUGCCGCCGCCGCCGGGCCACUGGGCAGCACUUCUUGCUGCUCCUUGCUACGUGGCCUGGCUUCAGGGUGCUCUGCACCCCUGCUCUCCACUCCUGUGUGCAACCCCAACAAGGCUGUCUUCACCGUGGAUGCCAAGACCACAGAGAUUCUGGUUGCCAAUGACAAAGCCUGCAGCCUCCUCGGGUAUAGCAGCCAUGACCUGAUUGGCCAGAAGCUUGCACAGUUCUUUCUCAAGUCCGAUUCUGAGGUGGUGGAAGCCCUCAGCGAGGAGCAUGUGGAGGCUGAUGGCCAUGCUGCAGUGGUGUUUGGCACAGUGGUGGACGUCAUCAGCCGGAGUGGGGAGAAGAUUCCAGUCUCUGUGUGGAUAAAGAGGUUACAGCAGGAACGGGGCUUGUGCUGUGUAGUGGUUCUGGAGCCUGUGGAGAGGGUCUCAGCCUGGGUUGCCUUCCAGAGUGAUGGAACUAUCACAUCAUGUGACAGUCUCUUUGCUCAUCUCCAUGGGUUCACAUCUGCAAAGGAUGUAGUUGGGCAGUGUGUCACAGACUUGAUUCCAUCUAUGCAGCUCCCUCCUCCUGGCCAACACAUCCCAAAGAGUCUCAAGAUUCAAAGGUCCGUUGGGAGAGCCAGAGAUGGUACCACCUUCCCUCUGAGUCUGAAGCUCAAAUCCAAGCCCAGUGGAAAGGCUGUAGCUGACAGUGAGGCUGCUUCUGAACCAGGUUACCAGGCAUCUGUGUGGGUGUUCUGCACCAUCAGUGGCCUCAUCACCCUCCUGCCUGAUGGCACAAUUUAUGGUGUCAACCACAGCUUUGCACUAAGGUUGUUUGGUUAUGGGAAGACUGAGCUCCUGGGUAAGAACAUCACUUUCCUGAUUCCUGGUUUCUACCACUACAUGGACCCUGCAUAUGACAGUUCUGUACAGCUGCCAGAUCUUGUCGACUGCCUGGACCUUGGCAGUAAGAGUGGGCCUGGGGAGAUGAGCUCCGAUGCCCAGCAGGACUGGGACCUGGCCAGUGGGGCCCAGGAUCCAAGGGUAGAUGUGGUGUUGGCCCGUGACCCCAUGCUGUCACAAGAGGAGACCUUGAAGCUGGUAGGAGGACAAGUCUCCCUUAGGACUCAGACACCGUUGGAAACUGGAUGCCAGAUACUUCCUUCUUACUCGUCUCAGUCUUCCCUGGGGGUGGACAGCAACCCAGUUUAUGGUGAGCAUUCAUUGCCCACAGACCAUCAAAGCAUUCCAAAGAGAAACCUGCUAGCUCAUGGUGGACAGUUACUGUCUCAGAACCAGCCAGACACUCCAGAAGUAUCCCCUCCAGUCCUUAAUGAACAUUUAUUGUCUGAGAUUCAGAAAAAUACCUCAGAAGAAAGCCCACUAACCCAUAGGAAAUGGUUAUUGCCCAAGGCCCAGCAAGACGCCGCGAAAGGAAGCCUGCCGAUCCACGACGAGCAGUUACUACCUGCAGGCCAGCAUGUCAAUGUCUUGGGGAAGGAGAACCCUUCAGCAGCAGAGAGCUACAGGAAGGGUCUGUUAGAAGAAAGCAGGUCCAAACCAAAGGAGGCCAAACUGUUUGCUCCACAGGAAGAUUCUGAGCCUCUGGUCCCAGCUAAGGACAGGAGCAGCAGCAUGGACGUGUGUAGUCUGCAUCAGGAAGCUCAGCUGGAACUGAUGGGCGUCAGCAGCCCCAGCAGUCCUAAGCCCUGGGCCGAUGCCACCAUGCCUGAGCCCCACACCACAGGGCAGCUGGCAGGAGGGGGCUUCCUGACACACUGCCCACAGUAUAAGAGCGAGUGGCUCUUACAGCAGCGAGGCCAGGACUUGGCUCCCAGCCCCUCUGGAAUGGCAUGUGUCUUGCUUGGGACACCCACUCUGGAUGAACCAUGGUCAGGAGUGAGAAAUGACCGAGAAGAGCUGCAGACUUGCUUGAUCAAGGAGCAGUUGUCCAAGUCGAGCUUUGGGGGAACUCUGGGCAUCUCCUGUGUGGAGCUUGUUCCAGCAGAACAUCCUCCUUUCACUGGCCCUGUGUCCUUCUGCGAUCUGGGAGGCCGAGACCUACAUGCUAGCCACUUAGGCAGCUCCUCCGCCUGCUAUGCUUUAGCCACCGACCUCCCUGGUGUCCUGGAGGCAGUAGAAACCCAGGAGACUGAUGUGAAUUCUUACUCCUGGAACCUCAGGGAGCUCUUUCUCAAUGACCAGACAGACAGAACUCCAUCACAUUGUUCCUGUACCACAUCUGAACUCAGCGAGACACCUUCUCCUUCAGUGGUGGGCUCAGAUUUAGAUGUGGGUGUUGUGCACAGGCAGAGUUCAGAUAUUCUAGGUGACCGAGAGAUGUUGCUCCUGACUGGCACCUAUUUUGACCUUGGCGAAGGCAGACAGUUACAGGAGAUGGGCGCAGAACAUGAUCGAGCAGAACUGUAUGAUGUUUCUUUGGUAUCCUCUGAACACUGUGAAACUAGUGACAUAGAAAGCCCAGGCUGUGGCCCUCCCAUACCAGAUCCUGGUUCUGAUGGUAUGUGCCUAUUCACAGAGAAGCCCAGGCUGAGUGCCCAGGUCACUUCCACUCCUAUGGCACCUGGGGUCUCCAGCCUGCAGCCGGAGAUCCAGGAGGGCAUCUACUCUGGAAGCUGCUACCACCGCGAUGGCUUACGACUGAGUAUACAGUUUGAAGUGAAGCGCGUGGAGCUCCAGGGCUCUGCAACCCUGUUCUGCUGCUGGCUGGUGAAGGACCUCCUACAUAGCCACCGGGCCUCAGCCACCCGAACCCGCCUGCUCCUUGCCAGCCUGCCUAGCUCUACCCACUCCAUGCCUGACCUCUCUGGAUCCAGCUUUGGAGAGGUGCUUAGAGCCAAACCUUGGUUUGAGGAAUCCCCAAUACCCGCAGAGCUGGAGGGGCUGGCGGCCUGUGAGGGCGAGUACUCCCAUAAGUAUAGCACCAUCAGCCCACUUGGAAGUGGGGCCUUUGGCUUUGUGUGGACUGCAGUGGAGAAGGAGCACAAUAAAGAGGUGGUGGUGAAGUUUAUUAAGAAGGAGAAGGUUUUGGAGGAUUGUUGGGUUGAGGAUCCCAAACUUGGAAAAGUGACUUUGGAGAUAGCAAUUCUGUCCAAGGUGGAGCAUGCCAACAUAAUCAAGGUUCUGGAUAUAUUUGAAAACCAAGGGUUCUUCCAGCUAGUGAUGGAGAAGCAUGGCUCCGGCCUGGACCUCUUUGCUUUCAUUGACCGCCAUCCCUGCUUAGAUGAGCCUCUGGCGAGUUACAUCUUCCGACAACUGGUGUCUGCUGUUGGAUACCUGCGCUCCCAAGGCAUCAUCCACAGAGACAUCAAGGAUGAGAACAUUGUGAUUGCCGAGGACUUCACAAUUAAGCUGAUAGAUUUUGGCUCAGCUGCCUACUUAGAGAGAGGCAAACUAUUUUAUACUUUUUGUGGAACAAUCGAGUACUGUGCACCCGAAGUUCUCAUGGGAAAUCCCUACAGAGGGCCAGAGCUGGAGAUGUGGUCUCUGGGGGUCACUCUCUACACGCUUAUCUUCGAGGAGAAUCCCUUCUGUGAGGUGGAAGAGACCAUGGAGGCAGUCAUUCAUCCCCCGUGCCUGGUUUCCCAAGAACUUAGGAAUCUUCUGUCUGGGCUGCUGCAUCCUUCCCCUGAGCAGCGGACCACUUUAGAGAAGCUGAUCAUAGACCCCUGGGUGACACAGCCUGUGAACCUUGCUAACUACACCUGGGAAGAGGUGUGUCGGACCAACCACCCAGGAAGUGGCCUGUUGUCAGCUGCAAGUUUGGAGCUUGGGAGCAGGAAUCCAAGUGAAGUGGCUCACACGAAGGAUUUCGGUCGGCCUCCUGCUCCCAGGGAGGCUCCUGGUGACCAGCACUGCCUGCAUCUCGAGGACCCCUCUCUGCCAGUCAGCUGAAUGAAAGCUCUCUCCACUUGGUUUGGGAAAUUAUACGGAUUCAGGGCUUCCUACAUGGAGAAAGGAAAUUCUGAAGAAUUGGGAUGAAUUCCUCUUCUACAAAUUCUUGUGCAAGUGCAAACAAAAGUCUGCAAUACUAUAUAUAUUGGUUUUCAGUUUAUGAAAGACUUGUAAUUCACGUUUUUUUGUUUUUUGUUUUCUUUUUUAUAACCUUGAAAAAGCAUUCUAGUGUUCAAUUACUUUGUACAAUUAAAGGGCUUUAAGUUGUGAGCCUCAGAAAGACAAAAGGAGUAUUUUAAUUCUCUAUUUUUGUUCUUUUGUUCUUUGCUUUUAAGUUUUUGAGACAGGAUUUCACCAUGUAACUGUGGCUGGCCUUGAAGUUGUAGAGAUCUGCCUGUCUCCUGAGUGGUAGGAUUAAAGAUGUGUGGCACCAU
Molecule: messenger RNA, 4866 nt
Organism: Peromyscus californicus insignis
Lineage: Eukaryota; Metazoa; Chordata; Mammalia; Rodentia; Cricetidae
Gene: Pask
Product: PAS domain containing serine/threonine kinase
Exons: 18
Coding region: 248-4432 (1394 amino acids)
Biological process (GO): negative regulation of glycogen biosynthetic process; regulation of DNA-templated transcription; intracellular signal transduction
Cellular component (GO): nucleus; cytosol; cytoplasm
Molecular function (GO): ATP binding; protein serine/threonine kinase activity
Source: RefSeq, a predicted model, not a curated record